CGUGAAGAGAAGGCGGAAGAAGCGGCCUUACACUCCGCCUCCUCUGCCUCGAAGUCCGGAAAGCGGUCCCAGGCGUGAAAAUCGCCCCUUCCAGGAAGGGGGCAUGGCGGGGAUCAAAGCCUUGGUUGGCUUAUCGUUCACUGGAGUCAUUGGUUUGACAUUUCUUAUGUUGGGAUGUGCCUUAGAAACUUAUGGUACCUAUUGGCCAUUAUUUGUCUUGAUAUUUUAUGCCAUAUGCCCUAUUCCUCACUUUAUUGCAAGAAGGGUAAGCGAUGAUACAGAUGCAGCAAGCAAUACUUGCAAGGAACUGGCAUAUUUCUUCACAACUGGAAUUGUGGUUUCUGCUUUUGGACUUCCUAUCAUUCUUGCACGUGUUGAAGUGAUCAAGUGGGGAGCUUGUGGCCUUGUGCUGGCUGGAAACGCAGUAAUUUUUCUUACAGUUUUAGGGUUUUUUGUUCUAUUUGGCGGAGGAGAUGAUUUUACCUGGGAGCAGUGGUAGAGUUUACUGAGAUGUUAAUCUACACUAUAUACCUUACACAGGCCUUCCUUGAUUUUUGAUCAUUUACUGCAUUAUUUUAGUGUGUAUAUAGACAUACUAUGUAUACAUGUGCAUAUGUUGAUGUAUUUAGUGUAUGAGUAUUUUGAUCAUUGUUAGCCUAACAUAAAGAAAAUGUAUCUUAUAUAUCAGUACCUUUAUUUCAUGUAAUGCAAGUAAAUUUCCACAGUAGGUGGUAUCUUUAGAGUGCAAGAAAAACUAUGCAAAUAGGGAUUGUCUUGUAAAUUAUGAUGAUGGGGGCUUUCUUUUGAACAUUAGAAUUAGGAAUAACAUUUGCUCUUUUGGUUUUAAAGCAGGAUAACAAAAGAUACUAAUUUACCUUCAAGGUAAAGACAUUCAUAUUCCUUCAAUAUAAAAUGUGUGUUCAAAGAACUAGAAUAUUAAAUCACUCAGGUUUUAUACAGUUUUAAGAAACAAUUGCUAGAUUAUUUAAAUUUAGGGCAAAUAGUCAUCUAGAUAUUCUUUACCUUCUGGAUGAGUAAGAAAAUGGGACACAAUCCUGCACAUGCCUGGACUGGAUCCAGAUUCUGCCACCAGUGGGCAGAAAGAUUCCUGUUCUACACUAGAAGCUUCUGAUCGAGCAGAGGAAUCCCACUUUUGCACUGUAAAAAGAUGCAGUAAUCUAGGUUGGUUUCUCCUGCCGUACCCAACCCUGCUUCCCACAAAUCUGUUCCAGGUGAUUGAAGGAAUUUCCAGAACAUGGGGAGAGGUGGCACUCAGAAAAUGCUCCCAGGGACAGAAAACCUGUCCCCAACUUGUCAACAAUUUAACUGUUUCAGAAUCCAUGUAUACUUUUAAAUAAACAGCUAGUGAUUGUAAGAGGAGGAAUACAAGAAUGAAGUUGCAAAAUCAUGGAUGCUUACCUGGGAGUAAGUUUCAUUGAAUAUAAAAAAGCAUAUUUCUGAGUAAAGAUGUGCCUUAAAAAUAUUAAAUGAAUACUUUGCUUUGAUCUUUGUUGCAAUGUAAAAAGCUCCAGUAUACCUUCCUCUUUUCCAUCCACAAAUAAGUAUAGUAUUUGUAUAGUAUAUUAUAUUAGUUUAAUAAUGAUGAUAGCAAAUCAUGUUAUUUUUCACUAGGUAUUACACUAUUGCUUUUCUCUUGAAAAUGGAAAUACAUUCUUUUGAAGAUAUGAUAAAUCAUAGUGAAGAACUUUUUGUUUCUGGUAUAAACUUAAAUAACCCCUGCCUUCUUGUGAGUAAAUUGUAUGAAACAAAUUUGCUAGGUUUAUAAAGAUUGACAAUAGCUUUUAGUAGCCAUCUCCAACUUAGUCAUUCUACCAUUAUUUGUGAAUAGAUAUUUACUGUAGUAGUUUUCAUUAGUUGGUAGAAAAGCAAACUUCAAAGAUGGCCAAGAUUACUGGGGUCUAGAGAGGGAAUGUGUAACUAAUUCCCAGGAGCCGGUUUAUGUUUGAGAAAGGAAUUCUUUACCUGCCAUAACCAAUACUGUUUUCAGAGGUCUCUUUCCUUUUGGGAGACAUAGAACAUAAAGAAAUUUACAUAGUUUAAGUUCUCACACUGGUAACCUUCGUCCCAGAAAAGAGAGCUCUCCUCCCCUUUACUCAUCAUCUCAUCUUGUUCUCCCUUCUAUUAAAAAAUCCAAAAUUAAAAAGCUCUCUGUUAUAUUCUGUUGUUUCUUUUGUGCCCCUGAAAAGGUCCCCUGCCAUCAGAUGCCUCUCUGCACAGCUACUGCGUCCAACUUAAUAGAAGGGGCCUGCAACCGUUACACAUGCAUAUGAAAACUGCUAUAUAUUUUUGGAUCCUGAUUUUGAAAAACUCUUUUGCAUCUUCUGACUAGGUUCAUAUAAAAACUUUGUAACGUUUUUGUAAUCUGUACCAUAUGAAAUACGAAAUUGUGCAAUAUAUUUGUGACCUGAAACACAUUUUUCUGAUCUUUAAUAAAAGUAGAUGUUAACAUUUC
Messenger RNA from Python bivittatus (Burmese python), 2473 nucleotides. It is a transcript of the gene LEPROT, whose product is annotated as leptin receptor overlapping transcript. Gene Ontology annotation, biological process: negative regulation of growth hormone receptor signaling pathway; late endosome to vacuole transport via multivesicular body sorting pathway. The record is from RefSeq and is a predicted model, not a curated record. Lineage: Eukaryota; Metazoa; Chordata; Lepidosauria; Squamata; Pythonidae. Gene Ontology annotation, cellular component: endosome.